UUAUAAUAAUUUUCAGACGUAGUAAACUUUAUGACAAUGUCGUCAACAACUACGACAGCAGCAACUACAACUACUGCAGACGGACCUACAACUACUACAGCAACUACAUAUACUACAACCACAACAGCUACUACAAGUAUGACAGUUACUUCAGCAGCUAAUGCAACUACAACUGCUGCAGAAAACUCAGACAUCUCCUCAAGCAAGUCUCCUCAAGGAGUGUAUGCAGAUAAUCAAGUUGCUUACAUCGCUGCUGGUGUUGGAGGAGGUGUUGCAGUCGUCAUUGUUGUCGUCGUCAGUGUUCUGUGUAUAAGACGAAGGAGAGGUCGCCCUGUGAAUAACGGCUGUACACGUGAACACAAGCACGAGGCAUCACAUACCUACUACAAUGAAAAUCGCGGCUUACAAGACCAAGACAACAACGACAAAGUUCUAGUGGAAAAUGAUAUUUAUGAGACUUCACAUGACGUCACCUCACACAACCAGCUUUCAACAAAUGAUCACGUGAUAACAGACGUUUACGCCCAAGUGCAGAAACCGAAGAAAAAUACGCCGAAACCUACAGGUACAGCUGACGACAUCAACAUAGAGGAUCUAUACGCCAAACCUGACAAAACUAAGAUCCGGAAGAAGCAGGAAGACUAAUAGGCUGUAAAAGGGGAAUCCUUUGAUGAUGCGAAAUGGAUUGUUAUAUAAAAUAUCAGAAUUCUGAAAAAGAAGAUGUACUGUAUAUAUGCCUCGUAGAUAUUCAAUGACACAUCUUUAUGAAAUAGUUUCAUACACCCCUCAUGAGCAGCAUGAUUGGUACAGUAUUUUAAUUAUAAACGUUGAUUAUUUAUAAAAAUAUAAAAAUCAAAUUUCAAUGCUAGAGAAUAACUAAUCUCGUUUUUCCAACGAAGCAUAUUUCAUUGCUCGAAAAGGAACACACAGCUGUGACAAUUGUAUGGAUGGAUCACUGAAAAUCAGUGAUGACACCUGGAUUUCGCAUAAAGUCCUGCCCUACCGGUAUCACCCGCUCUUCUCGCAACUUGCACCAAAAUGUAAGUGUUUGUUGACCGACAAGAUUAUAUCUAAAUCUAUAUUUUUAGACGUUUUAAUGUACUCAAGGUCACAGGGUCCACAUAUACAACAGCUAUCUGUUUACUCCAAGAUCCCCUGCUCCAACUUGUAACUCAUCACUUGUUACUUAACCUGUUAUUGAGGACACAAUCAUGAACAUGUUUUGUUCGUCUUUACAAUUUUAUGAUGUAGUGAUAAUUUAACACGUAAUGCGGAUUCAAACUAGCUAUUUUCCAUAUUUAUUCAGGAAAUUUAUUUUCUGUGAAAAAAAAGGCUACCAAGUACGUCCUUGUGAAUCAGUGUCGGAAGGAGUGAGUGUGUGAAACCCACGAGCAUGGUUCUGGUGCUAAGAAACCAAGAGUCGUUCUCAGGGCGGCAAUGGGGCGCCCGAGGGACCCAACUCUGCACAGCGACAGGGGGUAUCUAACGCCAGUUUGGUAUCCAUGCCCUAGUGGAUUGUUCAUGGUUUUUAUAUGAAUUCCUGCCUCAGAAUGUCAGUCAAUAGUAUAAACAAACAUAGUUGAAAUUGCCCAUAUUGUAAAUUCGAGCUGUAUUGUCAGUAUUCCAAAACAAGAAAUAGCAAUGAUGACAUCUCUUAGACGUUGAAAGAUCUUUUGUGUGUGAAAAUGAUGUCGCAAAAUCUUGGCGUCCAUAAACAGUUAUUAUGUCCGCAAGCAACAUAUCAUGACCGAGAUCUUAGUUUCAUUAAUGAAGUUUUUACCCAAUGAAAUCAUCAAUCGCAUAGCCACUUACCACACAGGCGAGUUUAACGUCUUGCCAGUUAUAACAAAAAACAAUUGUUUGAUAUUUAAGAAGGUCAGUGAUUAAUAUUAUGUAAUGUCACAACACAGGCUAUAUCCCGAACACUAUUAUAUAUUACAUUCAUUUUAUUUAGAUCACUUAUGUGGUUAAAAGUGAGGUAAAGUUCGCCACGCCGCCCUACCAUCAACUGAUUUCUGUAAACUGAUCUGCAUAUGCAUAAAACUUUCCUGAUAUUCCAUUAUUUUGGUUGUUUAUCCAUGUUAUCUCUCAUCUGAGCCAGAUGAGAGUCAAAUGAGUAAUAACAAAAGUAAUUAAAGUCGUUAUCCAUAGAUUGUGUCUAUAUUGUCAUCCGUCAACUUCUAAGUAAUGCCCCACAACACAACAACAAAAUAGUAUCCCCGUGUCUAAUUUAGUGUCACUUUUCCCCCACCACAUGUGACUAUCACUAUACAGUGUAUACGUCUCGUUCUAACCGUUAUCCCUUUCAAUUCAAUUCCAGGUAUUUUUAUGCCAAUAACUAGCUACGUGCACUAUAUGCUGACAUUCAUGUUAGUCAACGACCAUACACAACAGGUAAGAAAGAGCUGUGUUCUUGUCUGACUUGUACAUUGCCAUGUUGUGCAGCAAAAGCUUGACACUUUUGAUCACUCGAACAUUCAUUUCUUUCAGCGAGAUGUAUGUGUGCCUGAUAAACAUUCAUGUUUUCCUCAAUUCAGACGUGUACAAGAACAGCUUGUAUUGCAUGGCUAUCAGUGAACACAGCCUAGCUUUCUUUGGUCUGUAUAUCCCGCGUGGGACACACAAAGUUUGUUGUGUAGAGUUACUUCCCCUAGACCGCCAGACCUACAUUUAGUCCCAGAAAUAAAGUUAUCCUAUUAAAAAAUACAUAUCUACACAACAAAAGUAAUCAAUUAAAAUGGAGCCUAGAACAAUCCUUAUCUAGACUUGGCAAAAUCAUUCAAGGGCUUGAGUGGGACUUGAAUAUUUUCUCUUGGUUCUGGGAGACAAUCAACCUCAAUGUAUCACACACCAAGCAAACCUGAAAUAUGGAGGAUGCGGUAUCAGUGGGAAUAUCAAUAAUAUUUACAAAUAAAGAGAAUAACCCAGUGAGCGAGCGAUUAUACAAAUAUGUUCAUGUAUAUUUAUUUUGAAGAAUAUAUUUGUUAUUUGAUUGACUUAUAGAUGUAAGUUUAUACUGUUAACUCGCCAUUGAAUAAACAUCUGUCAAUCACGGUU
Molecule: messenger RNA, 3057 nt
Organism: Haliotis rufescens (red abalone)
Lineage: Eukaryota; Metazoa; Mollusca; Gastropoda; Lepetellida; Haliotidae
Product: cell-surface associated glycoprotein DFI1-like
Exons: 7
Coding region: 31-645 (204 amino acids)
Source: RefSeq, a predicted model, not a curated record